AUGUCUUCCAAAGUGACUCGUGUGGCUGUCACUCAAGCCGAACCGGCAUGGCUGGAUCUGGCUGCCGGCGUGGCAAAGACUUGCACCCUGAUGACAGAAGCCGCUCGCAACGGUGCGCAAUUGAUUGCUUUCCCAGAGUGCUGGAUUCCAGGCUAUCCGUGCUGGAUCUGGAGUCGAUUCCUAGACGUUGCCCUGAAUGUGGCGUAUAUCAAGAAUUCCAUCGCACUCGACUCCCCUGAGAUGGAUCAGAUCAAGGCAUGUGCCAAGAGCAACUCGAUCGCGGUGUCUCUCGGUUUCUCUGAGCAUGACAACAAUUCAGUCUAUAUCGCACAGGUCAUCAUCGGCAGCGAUGGUGAGAUCAAAUCCCACAGACGUAAAAUGAAGCCCACGCAUAUGGAACGAACAAUUUUCGGAGAUGCCUCCGGAGAAUGCUUCUCUGGCGUGGUCGAGCUGCCCUUCGCGCGGGUUGGAGCCCUCUCCUGCUGGGAACACAUCCAACCCCUGCUCAAAUACUUUAUGAUCUCCCAGAGAGAGGAGAUUCACGUGUCCGCAUGGCCAAGUUUGACUCCUCACGCUGGCAAAUCUGAUCUUUGGUCAAUGUCCGCUGAAGGUUGCCACAGUUUGUCGCAAACAUAUGCAAUCGAGUCGCAGAGCUUUGUUCUGCACUGCACUGCUGUGAUCACCGAGAAAGGAGUGCAAGCAAUGGAUACUAGUGGUGGAAUCAUGAUGAAUGCCCCAGGCGGGGGCACUUCGGCAGUGUUUGGUCCUGAUGGAAGGAGGCUGACGGAGCCUUUGGAUUCUACUUCAGAGGGCAUCGUCUACGCAGAUCUUGACAUGAGCCAGAUCGUGGCGACCAAGCUUUUUGCAGAUGCCACUGGGCAUUAUAGUCGUCCAGACCUUAUGUGGUUGAAUGUUUGCAAGAAGGUGAAGAAGAUGGUCCAACCGGAAGAGGAAUCAGGGAUUACCACAGUGGAGUAA
Molecule: messenger RNA, 978 nt
Organism: Penicillium salamii
Lineage: Eukaryota; Fungi; Ascomycota; Eurotiomycetes; Eurotiales; Aspergillaceae
Source: the annotation of a GenBank genome assembly